AUGAUUGAAAAAAAAGACAGCACCGGCCAACAGGUUUACGCCCUCGCCAACGGCAUUCCUUACUCUCACCACCCCUACGGAUCCCAGGUCUCGCGUCCAGACGGUCCAAUCCUCCUGCAGGACGUUCACCUGAUUGAGAGUAUAGCACACUUCGACCGUGAGCGUGUUCCUGAGCGUGUCGUCCACGCCAAGGGUGGUGGCUGCCGUCUGGAAUUCGAACUGACAGACUCGUUGUCCGACAUCACUUUCGCGGCACCAUACCAAAAGCCAGGCUACAAAUGUCCUGGUGUAGUGCGCUUUUCAACCGUGGGCGGUGAGUCUGGUACUCCCGACACUGCCAGAGACCCUCGUGGUUUUUCAGUUAAGUUUUAUACCGAGUGGGGCAACCACGACUGGGUGUUCAACAACACUCCCGUUUUCUUCAUCCGUGACGCGAACAAGUUCCCUCACUUCAUUCACACUCAAAAGAGAGACCCUCGUUCCCACUUGAACCACGGCAACGACAGUACGAUGUACUGGGAUUACUUGACGCAGAAUUUGGAGUCAAUUCAUCAGAUCACCUACAUGUUUGGCGACAGAGGCACGCCAGCGGAUUGGGCCCAAAUGAGCGGGUACUCGGGCCACACGUUCAAGUUCUUCAACGAAAAGGGCGAGCUAACAUACGUGCAAAUUCACGUCAGACCCGAUGAAGGUUUCAAAACCUUAACCGACCAGCAGGCGGCUGAGCUCAGUGGCGCUAACCCUGACUACAACACUAGAAAGCUUUUCGACAGAUUGGAGUCAGGCGAGCGCCCAACCUACACUUGUUAUGUCCAGACCAUGACUCCUGCUCAGGCUGAGAACUUCAGGUACUCAAUCAACGAUUUGACCAAGAUCUGGCCCCACAAGGAGUUCCCUCUGCGUAAGUUCGGAAAGAUUACUUUGACCGAGAACGUGGACAAUUACUUUGAGGAGAUUGAACAGAUUGCCUUCAGUCCAAGUAACACCUGCGUUCCAGGCAUUGAGCCAUCUAACGACAAUGUUUUGCAGUCAAGACUGUUUUCGUACCCAGACACUCAACGCCACAGAUUGGGUGCCAACUACACUCAGUUGCCAGUGAACAGCCCAAGGAACAUGUGUCCAAGCGCCCCAGGCUCUUCCGGAUGUCCUUUCCUCAUGGGCAACUUCCAAAGAGAUGGACCGGGCUGCAUUUACAACCAGAACUCUUAUCCAAACUACAUCUCCACUCAUUACAAGGAGAGGGUUCAGUUCAAAAAUCUGCUUUCCGACAAGAGGUCGCACUCCAAAUAUACUGGUGUUGUCUUGGAUGAAACUUCCAAGGCCGCUGUGCAGCAGCAGGAAGACUACAAGAAGCACAACGAAAUUGUGGAUGGCAAGAUCAAUGAGUACCAGUGGGUUACCGGGUGCUCUCCACUUGAUCUUGAGCAACCAAGAGCCUUGUACGAGAAAGUUUAUGACGCCGGUGCGAAGAAAAGGUUCAUUGAAAACGUUGUCGGCCACGCCACCAAAAUUUCGGAUGACAUAGUCAAGUCUAGGGUUCCUCAAUAUUUUGGCUUGUUGAACCAGGACUUGGGCUCCGCCAUUGCUAAGGGCCUUGGUAUCAAGUACGAGCCUGUGUCUUUCGAAGAAUAUGCUCACCAGUCGGCGUCUCUUGCUUCUGCAUUUUGA
Lachancea thermotolerans CBS 6340 is the source of this 1668-nucleotide messenger RNA. It is a transcript of the gene CTT1, whose product is annotated as catalase T. Gene Ontology annotation, cellular component: cytoplasm; peroxisome; mitochondrion. The record is from RefSeq and is a predicted model, not a curated record. Gene Ontology annotation, molecular function: heme binding; catalase activity. The transcript has a single exon. Gene Ontology annotation, biological process: response to hydrogen peroxide; hydrogen peroxide catabolic process. The coding region runs from base 1 to 1668 and encodes 555 amino acids. NCBI's taxonomy places the organism in Eukaryota, Fungi, Ascomycota, Saccharomycetes, Saccharomycetales, Saccharomycetaceae.